This is a messenger RNA of Achroia grisella, 1545 nucleotides long. Its product is annotated as cytochrome P450 6B6-like. Lineage: Eukaryota; Metazoa; Arthropoda; Insecta; Lepidoptera; Pyralidae. The record is from RefSeq and is a predicted model, not a curated record. Gene Ontology annotation, molecular function: monooxygenase activity; oxidoreductase activity, acting on paired donors, with incorporation or reduction of molecular oxygen; iron ion binding. The coding region runs from base 1 to 1545 and encodes 514 amino acids. The transcript has 2 exons.
AUGAUUUAUUUAGCAAUAAUUUUGGUGCUACUUGUGCUUUUGUAUUUAUAUAAUGUAAGGAAUUUCGAUUACUGGAAAAAAAAAGGCGUGGUGUACGCGAAACCAAUUAUAUUUUUUGGAUGUGCUGCGAAAAUGUACCUGUUACUCGAAAGUGCUGUCACAAGUUUAACUAAUUUUUAUUUCGAGCAUCCCAACGAAAAAUUUAUUGGAUCAUUUCGAUCGACUGCUCCAUCAUUGGUCCUCAGAGAUCCAGAGAUGGUAAAGCAGGUUAUCAUCUCCGACUUCGUUUACUUUCAUGAACGUGGAAUUGUACCAGGUAAAUCACUAGAGCCCAUGUUUAUGAAUUUAUUUUUUGGAGAAGGUGACUUAUGGCGAUUAUUAAGACAACGACUAACACCAGCAUUUACCAGUAGUAAGUUAAAAGCAAUGUUUCCUUUAAUAGUUGAACGUGCUGAGCAUUUGCGAGCACGAACUCUAAAAGCUGCUGUCAAUGGUCAUGCAAUUGAUGCACGCGAUUUGAUGGCUCGAUAUACUACUGACUUUAUUGGCGCUUGUGGUUUUGGCCUAGAUGCAGACUCACUCAAUGACGAAGAUUCUGCAUUCAGAAAAUUAGGUGUUAAUAUAUUUACAUUCAGUUUUCGAGAUGGUGUUGUUAUAUUAUUGAAAGAUAUGUUCCCAACUCUUACACGAAAGUUAAGAAUAAUGGGAAAAAUCGAAAAUGAAUUGACUACAUUGGUAAAGGAAAUUAUACGGAAAAGAAAUUAUAAACCUUCCGGAAGACAUGAUUUCAUUGAUUUGUUAUUAGAAUGCAAAAACCAAGGUACUGUUAUCGGUGAAUCAAUUGAAAAUUUUAAUAAAGACGGAACACCAAAAGAAGCCAAACUAGAAUUCGACGAUAUAAUUAUAGCGGCACAAGUGUUUGUAUUUUUCGCAGCGGGCUUUGAAACGUCUUCUUCAGCCACAAGUUAUACAUUACAUCAACUUGCUUAUAAUCCAGAAGUACAAGAAAAACUACACAAAGAAAUUGACACUGUACUCGCUAAAUACAACAAUAAGCUUAGUUAUGAUGCUAUUAAAGAAAUGACAUAUUUAGAGUGGUCAUUUAAAGAAGCGAUGAGAAUUUUUCCUUCUCUUGGAUAUUUAUCGAGAGUAUGUAGAAGAAAAUAUACCUUUCCAGGAGAUAUAUUAACUAUUGAUGAAGGAGUGAGUGUUGUAGUUCCAAUUCAAGCUUUUCAUAUUGAUCCACAAUAUUGGGAUAAUCCUCAAGAGUUUAGACCAGAACGGUUUCAUCCUGAUGAAUUUAAUGAAAUUCAAAAAAGCAUUUAUCUUCCAUUUGGCGAUGGACCUCGCAAUUGUAUAGGAGCCCGCCUCGGAUUAAUGCAAUCUUUGGCUGGUUUGGCUGCGAUAUUAUCGCAGUUCUCUGUAAAGCCUGCACCAGAGUCUAAGCGUCAACCCACUGUGGACCCUACCUCGCAUGUUGUACAGAGUAUUAAAGGAGGCCUACCACUUUUAUUCUGUGAAAGAAAGAAUGUAAAAUUAUGUUAA